GAUGGCCUCUGUCGUUCGGUGCCCUCCGCUCGCUGACUGGUGCUGACUGAAGACCCCCUCCGUUGGUGCCGCCGUCGCAAUGACCAUUUGCCAGUUCUUCCUUCAAGGCCGGUGCCGCUUUGGAGAUCGGUGCUGGAACGAACAUCCUGGUGCCAGGGGUGCGGGCGGGGGACGGCAUCAGCCGCAGCAACAGCCUUCAGGUAGCAACAGACGUGGAUGGAAUACCACCAACCAGAGAUAUUCCAGCGUAAUCCAGCCAUCCAGUUUCACCAAAUCAACACCAUGGGGGGGCAGCAGAGAUCAAGAAAAGCCAUCUUUUAGUUCUUUUGAUUCUGGAACUUCAACUGGAAGGAACAGAGGCUUUGGAUUCUCAGAGAACCCAUUUGCUUCACUUAGCUCUGAUGGACAAAAAGAGGAAAAGAAACUUCUAGAAGGGAUUGUAAAAGAUAUGGAGAUUUGGGAAUCAUCAGGGCAGUGGAUGUUUUCUGUUUAUUCACCAAUGAAAAUGAAACCUAAUAUUUCAGGUUUUACAGACAUUUCACCAGAGGAGUUGAGGCUUGAAUACCAUAACUUCUUAACCAGCAAUAACUUACAGAGUUAUCUAAAUUCAGUCCAACAGUUAAUAAAUCAAUGGAGGAACAGAGUAAACGAACUGAAAAAUCUAAAUAUAUCAACUAAAGUAGCUUUGCUCUCUGAUAUAAAGGAUGGAAUAAACCAAUCAGCACCUACAUUUGGAUUUGGUAGUAGGCAAGCAACAACAUUUGGAUCACCAGGUUUUCCAGUUAAUAGCAGCAGCAGUGGUAAUGCUCAGAAUUUUAGUUUUAAUACAAACUCUGGGUUUGUCGCUGCCCCUUCUGGAAGCCCUUCUGUGUUCGGAAGUCCCCCAGCAUUUGGAGCUGUAACUUCUGCCAGUUCUGCCAUGUCUACUUCUACUCCAGUUUUUGGAUUUGGGAAACCUGAAGUCACAUCGGCCGCUUCAUUUCCAUUUAAAAACCCUGAAGCUUCUAGUUUUGGAUCACCUGAAUUUUCAGGAUUUCCAGCUUCCUUAGCAGCAGGCCCUGUCAGAGCUCCAGUGGCCCCGGCCUUCGGAAGUGUCAGUUCUGUGGCUGGUUUUGGUAGUCCAGGCUCACAUUCUUAUCCUGCUUUUUCCAAGCCAUCUAACGACGCCUUUGGUAAUAGCAGCAUGUCCACCUCUCUCUUGGUAUCAAAUAGCAUCAUUGCAACAGAUAAUGUAUUAUUCACACCCAAGGAUAAACUAACAGUGGAAGAACUGGAACAAUUUCAAUCCAAGAAAUUUACUCUGGGGAAAAUUCCAUUAAAGCCACCACCUGUGGAGCUUCUAAAUAUUUAACAGGACAGUUUUAAAUACAAAAAUGAAUGGCUUUAAAGUUGUUUUGAGUGGUUCAUACAAAGGAGCAGAUAUAUAUACAUACACAUAUAUGGAUGUACAUGUGCAUGAAUAUGCUUCAUGUUCAUAGGGAAUAUAAUCUUCUAUAAUAACUU
Otolemur garnettii (small-eared galago) is the source of this 1503-nucleotide messenger RNA. It is a transcript of the gene NUP42, whose product is annotated as nucleoporin like 2. Gene Ontology annotation, cellular component: nuclear envelope. Lineage: Eukaryota; Metazoa; Chordata; Mammalia; Primates; Galagidae. Bases 80 to 1351 code for a protein of 423 amino acids. Gene Ontology annotation, molecular function: metal ion binding; nuclear export signal receptor activity. The transcript is spliced from 7 exons. The record is from RefSeq and is a predicted model, not a curated record.